AUGUCUUUAAAGAUCGUCGUUGUUAUUGCCGCUUUUGUCGGAGCUAUUGCUGCCCAGCAUUACUAUCAACAACUGCACCACGAGGAAGAACACCAUGGACCAGUACAUUACGAGUUCAACUAUGACAUCCAUGACGAUCACACCGGAGAUGUCCAUGGACGCAAGGAGGCUCGCAAGGAUGAUCACACUCAGGGAGAGUACUACCUGAUCGAUGCCGAUGGCCACAAGCGUAUCGUGACUUACCAGGUUGAUGGCAAGAGCGGAUUCAUCGCCCAGGUCCAUCGUGAACCAAUCAAGGGAUACCAGGCGCCACAACAGGUCCACAAAAUUGUGACUCCAAUUCAUAAAGUGUUGACCGUUCCAGUUCACCACGCCCACCACUAUUAA
Molecule: messenger RNA, 387 nt
Organism: Toxorhynchites rutilus septentrionalis
Lineage: Eukaryota; Metazoa; Arthropoda; Insecta; Diptera; Culicidae
Product: larval cuticle protein A2B-like
Exons: 2
Coding region: 1-387 (128 amino acids)
Cellular component (GO): extracellular matrix
Source: RefSeq, a predicted model, not a curated record